Molecule: messenger RNA, 2219 nt
Organism: Trichosurus vulpecula (common brushtail)
Lineage: Eukaryota; Metazoa; Chordata; Mammalia; Diprotodontia; Phalangeridae
Gene: COL9A2
Product: collagen type IX alpha 2 chain
Exons: 33
Coding region: 1-2148 (715 amino acids)
Source: RefSeq, a predicted model, not a curated record
AUGAUUGUCGCCUGGGUGACGAGGUACAGGGGAACAGGGAACACGGGACCGGAACACCUUGGGGACCCCGAAGCCCCCACCAUGGCUGGGAUGAUCUGGAGCCUCCGACUAUUUGUCCUCUUCCAGGUGCUCAGCCUCUCCUUGGCCCAGAUUAGAGGUCCGCCAGGAGAACCAGGGCCCCCUGGUCCCCCAGGCCUGCCAGGAGUGCCAGGCUCAGAUGGCCUUGACGGUGACAAGGGACCCCCUGGAAAACCUGGAUUUCCGGGACAAAAAGGCGACCCAGGGAAACUGGGUCCCAAUGGGCCAGAUGGAAAGCCAGGGAUUGAUGGUUUAACGGGAGCCAAGGGAGAGCCAGGCCCUCAGGGACCCCCCGGAGUCAAGGGCCAACCGGGUCUCCCCGGCCCCCCAGGUCUACCAGGCCCGGGCUUUGCAGGACCUCAGGGACCCCCAGGACCAGUUGGACUCCCAGGAGAGAUCGGUGUCCCCGGCCCCAAGGGGGACCCCGGACCUGAGGGACCAUCAGGUCCUCCUGGGCCCCCAGGAAAACCUGGCCGUCCCGGGACCAUCCAAGGCCUUGAAGGCAGUGCUGAUUUCCUGUGUCCAACCAACUGCCCAGCUGGUGUGAAGGGACCACAAGGACUGCAGGGGGUGAAGGGACAUCCAGGCCGCCGGGGACCCCUGGGGGAGCCAGGCAGACAAGGGAAACCAGGUCCCAAAGGAGAUGUGGGUGCCUCUGGUGAGCAGGGAAUUCCUGGUCCCCCGGGCCCCCAGGGCAUCAGGGGCUACCCAGGCAUGGCUGGAUCCAAAGGAGAGAUGGGUCCCCAAGGCUACAAGGGGAUGCUUGGGUCCAUUGGUGCUGCUGGGAAGCCUGGUGAGGAGGGCCCCCGAGGGCCACCAGGCAGAGCUGGGGAGAAGGGAGAUGUGGGUGGUCAAGGUGUUCAAGGCCCCCAGGGAAGUGGAGGACCCAAGGGUGAGAACGGCCUACCCGGUAUUGACGGCAAGGAUGGCACACCUGGCAUUCCUGGGGUGAAGGGGAGCGCUGGACAGCCCGGAAGACCCGGAAACCCAGGCCACCAAGGACUGGCGGGUUUGCCAGGUCAGCCGGGGACCAAAGGGGAACCGGGAGACAAGGGUGAACCUGGCCAGCGGGGCUUUCCAGGAUUGUCCGGCCCACCCGGGAAGCCGGGUGAACCCGGGCCUCGAGGAGAAAUCGGCCCUCAGGGCAUCCAGGGGCUGAAGGGUGACCAAGGCGAGAGAGGGCCCGUGGGGCAGCCAGGCCUACAAGGGAGAGUGGGUGCCAAGGGAGAACAGGGGCCUCCAGGGAUCCCAGGGCCCCAAGGCCUGCCAGGCAUCAAAGGAAAUAAGGGCUUCCCAGGGAAGAUCGGCUCCAGAGGCAGUGGUGGUGAUCCAGGUGUGGAAGGUCUCCCUGGGGAGAAAGGAGAGAAGGGAGAGUCUGGAGAACCAGGCCCCAAGGGACAGCAAGGCAUCCGUGGAGAGACAGGCUUCCCGGGUCCCAUGGGGGAUGCAGGAGCCCCUGGAGUGCAGGGUUACCCGGGACCCCCAGGGCCUCGGGGGAUCACUGGAGAAAGAGGCAUCCCGGGUCUUCCUGGAAGACAAGGCGUGGCGGGCCGGGAUGCCAGUGACCAGCACAUCGUGGAUGUGGUGCUGAAGAUGCUACAAGAACAACUGGCUGAGAUGGCAGUGAGUGCCAAGCGAGAGGCCCUGGGUGGCAUAGGGGGAAUGGGUCCCCCAGGCCCUCCAGGCCCUCCUGGAUACCCGGGCAAACAAGGUCCACAUGGACACCCAGGCCCCCGAGGCAUCCCUGGUAUCAUUGGAGCUGUGGGACAGAUCGGCAACACAGGACCCAAGGGGAAGCGAGGAGAGAAAGGGGAACGAGGUGAUGAGGGUCGUGGGCAUCCUGGACAGCCAGGGCCUCCAGGAAUCCCAGGACUUCCUGGCCGGCCAGGCCAGGCCAUCAACGGCAAAGAUGGAGACCGUGGAUCCCCAGGUGCCCCAGGAGAGGCAGGUCGACCAGGCCUGCCUGGUCCUGUGGGGCUCCCAGGCUACUGUGACCCUGCAGCUUGCCUUGGGGCCUCGGCCUAUGCUUCCGCCCGCCUCACAGAACCAGGGACCAUCAAGGGGCCCUGAGUCAGGCCAGAACAACAGGGGGUGGGCCCUGCCUCCCUUGCCCAGUGGUUAUCCCACCCCCUUUGACAGAU